GCGAUAUUAAUCGAACCUCCUCACUGGCCCGAUGAGAGCCAGCUCAAAGUGCCACGACUCCAUUUAAAGGAAGAGGAUUCCCAGACGAACUGUCUGAGAGAUAAUUUGGGGAAAUAGCUGCAUAUUUUACUUCAGAUUGAAAGAAAUUCAACGACAAAAUCCGUGCUUCUUCAACCGCCCCCAGAAGCGGUCUACAGUAGCUACGUCAGCAGAUAUAUAAAAAAAAUAAGGACAGCUAACCCGUCAUAGUGGUCAUCAUGGAUCUGUAUGACCCUCAGACGCUAGGCAUAAUGGUAUUUGGAGGCUUCAUGUUCAUCUCAGCCCUUGGCAUCGUCCUGGUCUCCACCUUCUCCAUGAAGGAGACCUCGUAUGAGGAGGCUCUGGCCCAGCAGCGUAGAGAGCUGGGCAAGAUGGCACCUCCCAGCCAACUGACCAAGAAGGACAAGAAGAAGGACAAGAUAUCUGAGAAGAAGAACCGUGGUAAGAAGAAAGAUGACAAGCCCAAUGGGAAGCUGCCGGAAUCGGAACCAGAGGAGUUCCCAGUGGCCGUACCUGAACAAACCCCAGCCCCAGAAAGAGUCACUGCUCCUGCCCCAGCCCCAGAAAGAGUCACUGCUCCUGCCCCAGCCCCAGAAAGAGUCACUGCUCCUGCCCCAGCCCCAGAAAAAGUCACUGCUCCUGCCCCAGCCCUUGAACCAACCACUCACCCUGCUCCAGUUCCCACUGCUGUAGAGGCCCCACCUGCCCCUGCACCAAAGGAGAAGAAGAAGAAGGAGAAGAAGGUGGCUAAGGUAGAGCCAGCUCAGGCGACCACCACCCCCAUUGCCCCCUCCAAGCCUGCACCAGUCCUGGAGGCUGUCACCAAGGAGGUCCCUGUGAUGGCAGUGCCCCCAGUGGGCUCCCAGCCGACUGCAGCCAAGGCUCAGGAGGCCAGGGCUCAGGAGGCCAGGGCUCAGGAGGCCAGGGCUCAGGAGGCCAGGGCUCAGGAGGCCAGGGCUCAGGAGGCCAGGGCUCAGGAGGCCCAGAACCCUUCUAAGAAGAAGGCAUCUUCCAAGAAAAAAACUGAGUCUGCCAUACCAGUGGACUCUGGUCUGGAUUCCCCCCUGUACCUGCCCUACAGGGCCCUGGUCUCUACCGUUAGCAGUAUGGUGAUCAGUCAGGGAGAGGCCCAGCGCCUCAUAGAGAUCCUGUCUGACAAGGCUGGCAUCAGACAAGACACCUGGCAGAUGGCUACUCAGAAGGGCGACCCGGUGGCUGUGAUGAAGAAACAGUUAGAGGAGAAUCAGAAACAGCUGGCAACUCAGCAAGAGGACGCCACCGCAGCCAAGAACAGACUGAGGGAACUCACCAAGGAGCUGUCUGCUGAGAAGUCCAAGGUGGCCAGUGUGGAAACCAGGCUGAGUUCCCAGCUCUCGUCCAGGGAGCAAGAGAUGAUCGCUCUGCAGGCUCGGAUGCAGGCCUCCUACCAGGACCACGUAGCACAGACACAGAAACUCACCGCUAAGGUCAUCAGUCUUCAGGAGCAGUUGGAGUCAGGUCCCACUGCCCAGCUGGCUUGUCUGCAGCAAGAGAACUCCAUCCUCAGAGAUGCCUUGAACCAGGCCACCAGCCAGGCAGAGAGCAAACAGAAUGCAGAGCUUGCCAAGCUGAGAGAGGACUGUGCCAGACUGACCAAGGAGCUGGGGGAAAGGAGUGAGAGCCUUCAAGCUGAUGAGAAGGUCAAGAGAGGGCUGGAGACUAAGGUGUCUUCUGUAGAGAAACAACUUACUCUACUGCAGGCCAGCCGUGUAGAGAGUGAGCAGGUGCUGCAGAGGAGGUUGGAGGAGGUUAGUGAAGAGUUGAGGAGUUCACAGAGCACCCUGGAGAAAGCCCAGCAGGACGCUACCUCCCUCUCAGACAUCCAGGUCCAUCUGGGCAGGAUGGAGGCUGAUCUGAAAGAGCGUAGUGCCCAGGUGGAGGCCCUAACAGCCCAGCUGGAGCAGACCGAGCUGGAGAAGGGACAACUGGAGGAUCAGGUAGAAUCCAUCAACGUACUGCUGGAGGCCAGCCACAACAGAGACGUGGACGAGGACACGGAGAUGUGGAGUUGGUCUUUUCUCAACAACACCAAUCAUUUAUCUUCCAGUCUUCAGGACAGAGACAGUCAGUUGGCAUCACUCCAACAGGAGCUGAAACAGCUCCAAGAAAUGAAACAGGAGGCUUCUGCAGUUGCUACAGCUGAGACCGAGCGCCCACCUAACAGUGAGGAAGCAAGCCUGGUGACAUCACUUCAGGAAGAACUGAAGCAGCUUAAAGAAGAGAUGGAGCAACUUAAAAACUCUCCCGCUGAUGUCACUGGAGAGACGGAACAGCUACUCAACAGAAUGAAGGAGAGAACGAGCCAGGAAGUGAAGCAACUCAAAGAAACAUCAGAGCAGGCCCAGAGCAGCACUGCUCAGUCCGACAACACCGCAGAAUUGGCGGUGCUACAAACCAGGUUGUUUAUUAGUCUGGCAGAGAGGGACGCUAUGAUGGCAUCACUACAGGUGGAGCUAAGGGAAGCCAGGGACCAAUCGCAGAAGGUACAGGAGACCCUCGCUCAGGUCCAGCAGAGCCAGGAAUCAGAGCCUAGCACAGAGCUGCCGGAGCUGUUGGAGAAACUUAAGGAAGCAGAGGACAGCCACGGGAUACUGCAGGCAGAGUGUGACCAGUACAGAACAGUCCUGGCUGAAACAGAAGGAAUGCUGAAGUGCCUUCAGAAGAGCGUAGAGGAGGAGGAGCUGGUGUGGAAAUCCAAGAUUGCUGACUCUGAGGACCAGUUGAAGAAGGCCCUGGAACAAGUGCACACUCUGAAGGAGACUGCAGAGAGCUUGAAGGCAGAGAACCAAAGCAUAGAACAGCUGAAGGAGCAGUUGAUGCUGUUGGAAGCCCAGUUGGAGAAACAGUCCGAGACCACCCCGACAGAGGAGGAAAUGGCACCGGUCAGAGGUCAGCUGAGCGAGGUGAUGAUGUGUGCUCGGAGCCAGGAGGUAGUCCCUGAAACCAGGGCACAGAACAGCCAAUCAGAGCCUGAGCUCAAGGUCCAGUCCCAGUUGAAUCAGACCACAGAGGAGUUUGAACAGGCUCAGAAGACGGUUGCAGAGCUCCAGGCUCAGCUGGACCUGCUGAAAGAGGCAGGAGACUCCCCACAGGCUGACACAGAGGACGUAGCCCAGCUAAAGGAGCGCCUGCAGAAAGAGAGAAAACUAAUCAAAGAUCUUGGCCAAGCAGCCACCAAACUCCAGCAGCUCUUAAAGUCCACUCAGGAGCAGCUUGCCAAAGAGAGGAACAAACACCGCACACUACAGGACCACUCUGAUGAGACCAAGAGCACAGUGCUGAAGGAAGGAACAUCUGUUUAAGAGACUGAAGACAAGACAUUAAAACAUUCCAAAAAGGCCUUCAUAUGAUUACUAUUACCAUAGUUAUGCAUUCCAAAACCAUUCUUAUUUCUUUGUACUGUAGUAGUUGAUUUCUGCAACUCCUGUAAGAAUCAAAGGACCAGUUUCCCAGACACAGAUGCAUGGUCAAUGGAGAAUCUCCAUUUAAAAUAACCUUUUAGUCCAGGACUAGGUUUAAUCUGUGUCUGUGAAACCGGACCAAAAUGUUUAGCUAUUGCUAUGAACAUUUCAUUGUAUGAUCUCUGAUGAGGAAAAAAAGACUAUGCUGCAAACAAAACUUUGUUGAAGAAAAAGCUCCAUUCCAUCAAUAAUUCUGGCUAUGUCAGAAGUUAUAGCUAAUACUAGCUUUGGUCCAGGGCAUUAGUGCAAGUUCCUUCACUACGCCCUGUAUCGCUAUCGAUUAACGCCCUGGACCAGAGUUAACCUAUUACCUACUCUGCCUUAUAUUCACAAUGACCCCCCCCAAACCAGAGUCCAGUGUUAAAAGGGAAAACAAUUGUGCGUUAACGCGUACAUCGACCUGUGCAAUUACUUUGUUUGUAUCCAAAAUGGCACCCUAUUCCCUAUAUAGCACACUACUUUAGACUAGGGCCCUCGACGAAACGCAAUGGGCCCUUGGUCAAAAGAAGUUAACUAUAUAGGGAAUAAAUAUGGUGCCACUUUCGGACACUCCUUUUGUGUGUGUCUUUUCUAAGAGGUUGGUUGAAUGGUGGGUAGAUUUUAUGGUACACAAUGGAUGGGUGAAUGCAAUACAGUGAGUGCCUCCUUCAGUACUGUGUGCGCAGUAGCUGGCUGCCAACACACAUGAAUGACUUUGAUAAAGAAUAAACUACAAUGUAGCUAUG
Oncorhynchus keta (chum salmon) is the source of this 4264-nucleotide messenger RNA. Its product is annotated as ribosome-binding protein 1-like. The record is from RefSeq and is a predicted model, not a curated record. Bases 258 to 3380 code for a protein of 1040 amino acids. Gene Ontology annotation, cellular component: endoplasmic reticulum membrane. Gene Ontology annotation, biological process: protein transport. Lineage: Eukaryota; Metazoa; Chordata; Actinopteri; Salmoniformes; Salmonidae. The transcript has 27 exons.